Nelumbo nucifera (sacred lotus) is the source of this 1042-nucleotide messenger RNA. RefSeq names its product non-specific lipid transfer protein GPI-anchored 5-like. Gene Ontology annotation, biological process: lipid transport. The record is from RefSeq and is a predicted model, not a curated record. Gene Ontology annotation, molecular function: lipid binding. Lineage: Eukaryota; Viridiplantae; Streptophyta; Magnoliopsida; Proteales; Nelumbonaceae.
UUCCUCCUCUCAACCCAAUUCUACAUACAUACAUCUCUAGGCUAGUAGGCUGUAGCUCCAUUACAUAUCUCCUUCAACUUGUAAUAAUGCAUUAAUUUCCAGCCCCUGUAAAUGGAAGCUAGAGGAAUGGGAGUGGGUCUGUUAGCACUAGUUGUGGCCAUGCACUGGGAAGGAGCAGCAACCCAAUCUUCAAGAUGCAUGAGCGUCAUAGUCAGCAUGUCUCCUUGCCUGAACUACAUUACUGGGAACUCACCAACCCUCCCAUCAUCCUCAUGCUGCUCCCAGCUCGCCAAUGUUGUCCAAUCCACGCCACAAUGCCUGUGCGAGGUCCUUAAUGGUGGUGCAUCUUCUCUGGGGAUUGUCAUCAAUCAAACGCAGGCUCUGACUCUCCCCAAUGCUUGCAAUAUCCAAACACCUCCAGUUAGCUUGUGCAAUGCAUCUCCGGCUGGAACGCCUGACUCCAAUACCAUACCAGUAGCACCAGCAGCAACGCCAGAUGCCAACUCUACACCAGAAGUGCCAGCAGGCACCCCAGCAGUGCCAAGCAUUCCCUCAGGAGGCGGAUCUAAGACUGUUCCAUCAACAAGUGGGAACACAUCUGAAGGAAGUUCCACCACCAAAUUGACCUUUUCUAUGCUCUUCUUCAUUUUCUUUUCUGCAUCUUAUGCUUCAACCUUCACCAGCUUCUGAGUUGUCUCAACUAUGAAGUGUCCUGUCAUUGCAUUCCCUCUUUCUCUUCGCAGACAAACCUGGGAAAUUGUUUAGAUUUGUAAAGUAACUAGUUAUGGGCUGGCAUUCUAAUAAUUUGUACUAUGUCUCAAAUCUUAGAAGAGAAUCUGUGUGCUCUAUGGUUAUUUUUUAUAACCAGAAAUACUAGAAGACAUUUUUCUUUUUUUUCCUUUUUUUCCCUCAUUUUGGUUGCCAAGGAAUGAAGAAUGUUGCAUGAUCAGUACGCUGAACCUAUGUUAUUUUGGGUGUGAGAGAUAUUUAGACAAAAGGAAACUGGCUAAUGAGAUCAUGGCAGCUUUUGGUUGCAUCUGGA